Molecule: messenger RNA, 1290 nt
Organism: Alternaria postmessia
Lineage: Eukaryota; Fungi; Ascomycota; Dothideomycetes; Pleosporales; Pleosporaceae
Exons: 2
Coding region: 1-1290 (429 amino acids)
Biological process (GO): secondary metabolite biosynthetic process
Molecular function (GO): FAD binding
Source: RefSeq, a predicted model, not a curated record
AUGGCUGAGCGAAGCUCUCUAAGCAUCGCGAUAGUGGGCGGAGGUAUCGCGGGCCUGACGCUGACCGUUGCGCUGCUCACAAAAUGCCCGCACAUAAAGGUCACACUGUAUGAGUCUGCUGCGGCUUUUGGCGAGAUCGGCGCUGGUGUUGGGUUCUCGCCCGUCAUGGUCCGCACCAUGGGUAUGAUCGACCCACGAAUCGAGGCCGCCUUCAUCAAGUGCAACAAAGGAAACGUCAACCCAGAUCCACCGGUAUGGUUCACAGCGAGGGUGGGAGACAAGAGGAAGAAGGGCGUUGAGCUAGGGGAAGAAUCAUUCACUAUUCCAGCAAGAGAGGGACCGAAUGGCGGAGUCCAUCGUGCGCAAUUUCUUGAUGAGCUUGUCAAACUGGUUCCAGAAGGUGUUGCGCAGUUCAAGAAAAGGUUGCGUGAUAUCACAGAAGCAACUGAUGGAUCUGGAGAUGCGAUUCUCCAUUUCGCCGACGGGUCUACUGCACAGCAUAGUGCAGUACUGGGUUGCGACGGUAUCAAGUCGCGCGUACGGCAAAUUGUGCUAGGCGAUGUGCCGGAAGCGCAAGCAGUCUUCUCAGGAAAAUACGCUUAUCGUGGAAUCUUUCCCAUGACGAAGGCAAUUGAGAUCUUGGGCGAAGAGAUACCGAAAAUGCCGCAAAUGUGGCUUGGCUACCAUGCCCACAUACUCACGUUUCCCAUAGCAAAUGGAACGCUGUUUAAUGUUGUCGCAUUUGGGUCGCGACCCACUUGGGAGGAUAAGAACUGGGUGGUGCAGACGUCUCGCGACGAGAUGAUGGAAGACUUCAAACACUUCAUACCUGCCGCUCAAAAGAUCAUAGAGAAUAUGCAAAAGCCAGAUAUCUGGGCGCUGUUCUACCAUCUUCCUGCGGCAACCUACUACACCACCAAGCCUUUGAUCUGCCUUGUAGGUGACGCUGCACAUGCCUCAACGCCUCAACAGGGGUCUGGAGCUGGCAUGUGUAUCGAGGAUGUCCACGUUCUUAGCGAGCUGUUGUCGGCAUGUCGUCAGAAAGAACAACUUACAAAUGUGUUCCAUGCGUACGAUGCAGUCCGAAGACCGCGCAGUCAGAGACUAGUGGCGACAAGCAAGGAGGCUGGUAAGCUGUGGGAGUUUGAGGGAGAAGGUGUAGGUGAUGAUUUAGAUGCUUUGCGAAACAAUGCGCUAUCGAGGAUGGAUUGGAUUUGGGAUCAUGAGAUAUCGAAGGACCUUAUGACAGCGAAACUUAUGAUGAAAGAAGGCCUGCCGAACACUCCGUAG